This is a messenger RNA of Procambarus clarkii (red swamp crayfish), 2319 nucleotides long. Its product is annotated as methanethiol oxidase. The record is from RefSeq and is a predicted model, not a curated record. Lineage: Eukaryota; Metazoa; Arthropoda; Malacostraca; Decapoda; Cambaridae. Gene Ontology annotation, molecular function: selenium binding.
CGAGGAGGGAGGGGGGUGUGUCAGUAAGGAACCACUCGACCGUUGGUGCGGCUCUGGGAAGGAAGACUGCGUCCCUGCUCGUUCAAUUCCCGUUUACAUUACCGAACAAAUUCGUCAAAGUAAUGGCUACCAAAGGGCCAGGGUACUCGAGCCCCCUCGCAGCUAUGAAGGAGGGCCCUAGAGAGAAACUACUGUGGGUACCCUGCAUCAAAACCAACUCUGGAAAACCAGACUACCUGGCCACAAUUGAUGUUGACCCACAAUCACCAAAAUUCUCCAAGGUAAUUCAUCGACUGUACUUGCCCUACCUUGAUGAUGAAAUUCAUCACUCAGGCUGGAACACCUGUUCUUCCUGUUACGAUGAUCCUACACGAGUCCGGAACAAACUCGUUUUGCCAGCACUUGGCUCAUCAAGAGUAUAUGUAAUAGAUAUUUCUGAAGAAGCUCAACCCAAAAUCUUUAAGGUGAUAGAACCCGAGGUGCUGAAGUCUCAAGGCGUGAGCCACCCCCACACCACCCACUGCCUACCCAAUGGAAAGGUCAUGAUAUCCACACUGGGAGAUGCACAUGGCAAAGCUAAAGGGUCUUUUAUUACCUUUGAUUCCAUCACCUUUGAACAUACAGGCCCAUGGACAGUGAUGAACUCUGACUUUGGAUAUGACUACUGGUACCAGCCCACUCAUGAUGUUCUCAUCGCAAGUGAGUGGGGUUGUCCCACAGCCUUUUUAAAAGGGUUUGACCCAAAGGAUGUUGAGUCAGGAAAAUAUGGGACUCACCUUAAUGUGUACUCGUGGUCUGAGCAUCGCCUUAUGCAGCGCAUUGACUUGGGCAUGAAGGGCGUCAUGCCUCUUGAGAUUCGUUUUCUGCACAAUCCUCUUGCUACUCAGGGUUUCGUUGGUUGUGCCCUAUAUGCUAAUGUGUUUAGAUUUUACCAAAAAGAAGAUGGGACUUAUGCAGCUCACAAUGUGAUCAGUGUUCCACCCAAGAAGGUAGAGGGUUGGAUGCUACCAGAGAUGCCUGGUGUUAUGACAGACAUCCUCAUAUCCCUGGACGACCGCUUCCUAUACUUCAGCAACUGGGCACAUGGGGAUAUUCGCCAGUAUGACAUUACAGAUCCUGAACACCCUAAACUAGUGGGACAAAUUUUCUUAGGUGGCUCCAUUGUAAAGGGUGGUCCUGUGAAGGUCAUACAUGAUUCUGAGCUGACAGAACAGCCAGAUCCUGUGUAUGUGAAAGGGAGGUUGAUAGAAGGAAGCCCACAAAUGUUACAGUUGUCUCUAGAUGGCACGCGUCUCUAUGUCACAGACUCUCUCUUCUCCCCUUGGGACAAGCAAUUCUAUCCAGAGACGGCUAAAAAUGGAUCCGUAAUGCUGCAGAUUGAUGUUAACACAGAAAAGGGUGGUCUAACGUUGAACCAGAACUUCCUGGUGGACUUUGGAAAGGAACCUGAUGGCCCUGCACUUGCUCAUGAAAUUAGGUACCCAGGUGGAGACUGCACAUCAGACAUAUGGCUGCCUCCAGGUUCAACUCAAUGUUCCCACAAUAAGGAAAUUAAGAUGAAAAGUGCUCCACCUGCUAAGAUAUAAGGGCAUCUGGUGUAAUGAAUCUAUUACCAUCUGGUACACAACUAAAGUCAUGCAAAUUUACAUGUUACCCACUGUUUCCAGGGGUUUUGGUAAGAGCCAGAAGCCUACAGCCUGUGAAGAGUUUUUCAUAGGCCACUUAACUGGUCAAUUUUAUAAACUAACAAUUGUUUAUUUGGCUUGCACUGAAACUUCGGUUUAUUUUGACUGGAAGCACGAGCCUAAUCUUGUACUGUAAUUUGAAAAAUUGCCAUAGUUUAAAAAGUAAAAAACACUUUUAUAAACAUUAAUAUUAUACAAUACUUAUAUAAUAUGAAGAUAACAUAUGAGAAUUCUAGAACUAUAUUAUGUGCAAUAAGAAAAGUUUAAAAUAUUCAAUAUGUAUUAUUAAAUUUUUAAUAAUUAUUAAUGUAUUUUUAAUGUUUCUAAUUUCUAAUUAAUGUUUUUCCUAAUUCUAGUUUUUAACUGAUUAAUUGUUAACAAUAUUAAUUACAUAUAUCCUAUAUUUUUGUAUUGAGGUAUUGUAGUAUAUUAUGAUGGAAUUUUUGUAUUACUAUACGGUGGUAUAUGGUAAAAUGUUAUUUGUGUCAAAGAUGCUUUUUCUAAGCAGCAGUUAUGUAAGCAUUAAUACAGUCUAGCACAUCCAAAUGGACAUCAUAACUGUCUUAGAUGUGGAAAAUACCAAUACAGUAUAUUGUAUUUUCUUCAAGUGAAUAACAAUAAAAAUCACAAUAUA